Molecule: messenger RNA, 1593 nt
Organism: Boeremia exigua
Lineage: Eukaryota; Fungi; Ascomycota; Dothideomycetes; Pleosporales; Didymellaceae
Exons: 1
Coding region: 248-1276 (342 amino acids)
Source: RefSeq, a predicted model, not a curated record
UGUCGUGAGAAUUGACUCUUGGAGGUUUUCAUUCACAGUGCGAUUGUCUCACACCAAAGCCCUUUCAAUGUUCACCAUGUCUUGAAUGCACCUGUCCUACACUGAAACCCAUGUCUUGCACGAACGAUGACUUGCAGUGUCUCUGAGACGUUCUUCCUUGGCCGUUUUUUGAAAAGCGCAACACGAAGCGCAAAUAACAGCUGAAGAACCGCACCAUUCUUGGUGAAAGUGCCAGCAUCGUGGAAAUAUGCCACCGGCAAUACAACUCCAACACCACAACUACCACCGUAGAGCCCGGGACUAUAUUCCGCAGGGCGUUGCCGCCACACCCUCCACUAAGCUUUUGCUGCGAGCUAAUGUCUCGCUUUCACUCGCACUCUCACCGUCCCCACCACGCGAACCAACGCACACCACACCCUCAGUCUCACAGAACCCAACAUCGAAAAGCACGAUAUUAAACCGCCCCCGCGCCGCACCACCCAUCUCACAUACCCACACCUUCACAACGGACAUACACGCACACACCAUGCAACGCAGCACCGCCCCCACACCACUCAUACACAACAGCCCGGCAGAAGACACAGAAGCAUUGAGUCUGUACAUGUGGCUCGGGCUGCUCGUCUUCAUCGUCGUUACGGUGGCAGGGUGCUGGAGCAUCGCGGUGUGCGCUGUGCACUACCGCGGCGCGACGACGGGGAUGGAGAAGCAGACUGCGCGGCGGGACGGAGAGCGAGAGCAAGAAAGAGGGCGCAAGGGAGGGUGGUGGGCGUGGGUGCGUGGUGCGAGGGCUGGGGGGAAGGGGUAUGAGGCGCUGCGGACUGGGGAGCUUGAGGAGUCAGCAGCGGGGUUGCAACUGGGUCCUUGUGGCGAGGCGACGGGGCGCGAAGAGGUGAAUCCGUUUCUUGUGCCGGUGGGAAGGCCGCUGAGGAGUGUGAGGGUAAGGAGCUCGGAGGAGUGGGCUGAUGAGCAUCGUGCUUUUUUCACUGGGGCGAGGCGGUUGGGUAAGCUGGGUGACGAUGGGCCUUGCUCAACAGCUGCUGAGCGAAAGAAUGUUGCGUUGGAGAUGCUAGAAGCACAGGGAGAAAGGCUGCCACAUGACUAUGAAACGGCGCAGGACGGUGUUGACCGGCAGGAAAGCAGGAGUUGGGUGGAUCUAGGUCUUGCAGUUGUCGAUGAUGCGGUUGAUAGGGUUGCUGCCAAGCUUGUGAGGUGGACGGAAGAUGGAGGCAGAGACGAAGAGCUAGUGCUGCCGCUGGCCAAGGGCAAACUGGACUAAAUACGAGAAACGUAGAGACCGAAAGGACUGACACGUUGAGCAGUGUAGGUGUAUAAUCAGAUCAUUUGCUAGCUCUAACCAUCUUGUUCGUGACUAUGUUCGUGCACAUCCGCAUAUUCUUGUCCUUAUCUUCAAACCUGCAGGCUACAGUCUUCCUUGGUAUUGUCGCUGACUGUGUGGCGUCCGCCUGUCACGGAACAUGCUCGUAUAGCUUAUCGCCGUAUUCGCAGGAGUCCUAGACGUACUGGCUGAGCCACCUGAUACCCUCUCCGUAACCUGAAAUCUGUCAGUAUCUCAUCUCACCAAUCUCAUCUAUC